GCUGCAUCGACCUGCAUAGCUAUUCAGCAUGCCCAUCGCGCCAGUGGACGACCAAGGGACCGUCCUGUACUAUGAGGACAGCGGCGCGCCGGCUGGGUCUACCGACUAUAUCACAGUCGUCCUCAUCCACGGAACCUGCUUCCACAGCGCGGUCUAUCGGCCCAUGAUACCCUUCGCAGCUGAACGGAACCUCCGUUUUGUGCUGCUCAACCUGCGCGACUACCCCGGAUCCUCUCCGUACUCCGCGGACGACAUGGAGGACAUGCGUGGGUCCACCCCUCAGCACCAAGCGCGGGCGCUGCAGACUCGCGGGCUGGAGAUCGCCGAGUUUGUACGCUGGUUCAUCGAGAUGGAGGGCACACCGCCGAUUAGGGAAGCGGCGGGCACAGAAGCGCUUGUAGGAGGUGUGUCCGUCCUCGCUUGGUCGGGAGGAACUUGUGCCGCGGUUGCCACGUUCGCGCAUGCGGACAAGCUCCCUGAAGCGACGCGGCGGCUGUUCGACGCUCACUUGCGAAGCUUCAUACUGUACGAUCCCUCCGUGACUGUUGUUGGGGAAGCGCGCCCUCCAGGUCUCGGUGCCCUAGUCCGGAACCAAGCAGCGCCCUCGGGUGUGCAAACCGCCGAAUUUGCACUCACCAUUGGGUCGUAUUACCCUCCUUUCACGUUUCCCGACAGUAUCGACCCGCCACCUGUUUACGAUCCUCCCCGCCGCGCCAUCCACCUCAGCGCCGACCCGGUCGAUCCGAAGUACACGCCCACGCCUACGAAGAUGGGUCCGCGUGUCCUGCGCGAUGUCACGCACCCGGAUAUCUUCGCGGAUACCCAGCACCUACUCUGGGCGCUUAGCUUCGACAUGUAUCGGCAGAACCUCUCGCGUGCGCUGUUUGACUGCCGGUUCGACGACGGAAGCGGUAUGUUGAAGGAGGUGUGGCCUGCAUUGCGUGUGCAUGUCGUGUGGUGCGACAGGUCGCCCGGUGACUGUCUUUGGGCGUCGGCGGUGAUACACGCGAAGUACAAAGAUGCGGAACCCAAGUAUCGGAGGCCGGUGGAGUUCCACAAGCUGGAGGAUGCGAAUCAUUUUGUACACUGGGAGGAGCCAGAGAAAUUUGUUACGUUCUUAGCAGGUAUCGUCUGAUGAACUUCAAGAAUCGUGUGUACUUCAUUUCGCUUGUCGUUGAUAUUGAGCAAUACUGCAUCCCAGUUCUCUGACCAGGCACGCGUGUCGGUUGCUCUAUUUGAACAUGCAGAGCGCUGACAGUUACUGUGUGAACUCUCCCCGAAGGAAGACCUUCCAUGCCGUGUCGUCAUCUCACCCUCUGUCCCGUGAAAGAUCAGUGGCACCUAAGCGAUCGGAUGAGCACCCGAAGAGCUGUCGCGACUGACACGUCCCGCCGAGAUGCCCCG
This is a messenger RNA of Trametes versicolor FP-101664 SS1, 1404 nucleotides long. RefSeq names its product alpha/beta-hydrolase. The transcript has 5 exons. The record is from RefSeq and is a predicted model, not a curated record. The coding region runs from base 29 to 1135 and encodes 368 amino acids. NCBI's taxonomy places the organism in Eukaryota, Fungi, Basidiomycota, Agaricomycetes, Polyporales, Polyporaceae.